Hypomesus transpacificus is the source of this 1335-nucleotide messenger RNA. RefSeq names its product transmembrane protein 41ab (gene tmem41ab). The transcript is spliced from 5 exons. The record is from RefSeq and is a predicted model, not a curated record. Lineage: Eukaryota; Metazoa; Chordata; Actinopteri; Osmeriformes; Osmeridae. The coding region runs from base 217 to 1068 and encodes 283 amino acids.
UGUGAUCGGUCUUGGCCCAACCCAUUAAUGAUAUAGGCUACAGAAUUUCACCGUCAGAAGCUUAGUCAAGCUGGCUUUCCAGUCUCAGUCACGGAGGACAAACACCGGGACGACACAGCGGAAGCGAAACUGAAGUUUACUCAACACGCUGAGAGGGAGACACCGGUGGUUAACACUGAAAGCAAACCGUUUUAUCGAGGAGUUUAGCGCGAGGAAAUGCGCUCCCUAACGGGACUUAUAGCAGUAGUUGCAGCAGCAACCUUUUACCUUUAUCUGCUUUCUGCCUUCCUGCCGCCCUGUCCACAGUUAGUUCACCACCGGCGAGAUGAUACCGUGGAGUCCAAAGACACCGCCUCGGCUGAAAGUGAGGUUGUGGUUGAGCAGUAUAGGUUGAAGUUUCCCUCCGACCUGGACGAGCUGCGCGACUUGGCGGACAUGUUGCAUCUGUACAAGGAGGAGCACUCCAGCUACAUCCUGCUUCUCUUCUGCUCUGCCUACCUCUACAAGCAGUCCUUCGCCAUCCCCGGGUCCUCCUUCCUGAACAUGCUGGCAGGGGCGCUGUUCGGUCCCUGGCAUGGUCUCCUGCUGGCCUGUCUGCUCACCACCACAGGCUCCACCCUCUGCUACCUGUUGUCCCGGACUUUUGGCAAGCAGCACGUCAUGAGGCUGUUCCCCGAUAAGGUGGCCAUGCUGCAGAGCAAGGCGGAGGAGAACAGAAGCAGUAUGUUCUUCUUCCUCCUCUUCCUCCGGUUCUUCCCCAUGACUCCUAACUGGUUCCUGAACAUCACCUCCCCCAUCCUCAACAUCCCCCUCCCCAUCUUCUUCUUCUCUGUCCUCAUAGGUCUGAUCCCCUACAACUUCAUCUGUGUAAGGACGGGCUCCAUCCUAUCAGAAAUCUCCUCCAUGGAUGACAUCUUCUCCUGGGCGACCCUGCUGCAGCUAUUGGCUAUCGCCUGCAUGGCGCUGCUCCCUGGUUGGCUCAUCCGGCGCUACAGCCACGGCCAUCUUAAACUGGAAGGCCUCGAUCACAACGGACAAGCCCAGGACUGUGACCGCAAGAACAGAUGACUAGUGACCUUUGACCCCUCGAUGGUGACUACCAGAGGUCCCGGGUUGAGAGCAGAUCUUGUACGCAGAGGUCUGACUUUGGAGGUCUGGACUGGUUAGCAGUUUAUGUGGUUACCAUGACUAGUUAGCCAGUUAGCUGCUUAACAUUACUAGUUAAACUAGUUCAUUAGUGAAGGUUACACGCUUUGUUGAAAGUCACCAAGUCUUAAAUGCUGUCACUAUGACACCUGUCAUUUUUACCCAAACAAGCAUACCGAUGUGCAAUCA